Molecule: messenger RNA, 2340 nt
Organism: Alnus glutinosa
Lineage: Eukaryota; Viridiplantae; Streptophyta; Magnoliopsida; Fagales; Betulaceae
Product: 2-succinylbenzoate--CoA ligase, chloroplastic/peroxisomal
Exons: 11
Coding region: 113-1807 (564 amino acids)
Biological process (GO): fatty acid metabolic process
Molecular function (GO): medium-chain fatty acid-CoA ligase activity
Source: RefSeq, a predicted model, not a curated record
AAGGUUACGAUGGAACCGCGCUGUCGUUUUCAGCUCCCCAUUCAAACCGCCAAAGAGCUGAGAAGAGCAUUGUCUUCCUCAAUUCGACAGAGAAGAAUACCGUCCACGGGAGAUGGGUAAUUACUCAGAGGGCCACAUUUGCCAGUGCCUCAGCCUCCUCGCAACCGCGAGGCGUAAUGCCGUCGUCACAAUCACCGGCGACCGGCAAAAGACCGGAGAGCAAUUUGUGGAGGAAGUGUUGUGUUUGGCUCGUGGGCUGCUCGAACUCGGCCUCCGCGCCGGUGACGUUGUUGCCAUAUCUGCUUUCAACAGUGAUUUGUACUUGGAGUGGUUACUAGCCAUUGCAUUUGUUGGAGGAAUAGCUGCUCCUCUAAAUUACCGAUGGAGCGUAGAAGAGGCAAGAUUGGCAAUGCUGGUUGUGAAGCCAAUUAUGCUGGUUACUGAUGAGAGCUGUCAGCGCUGGUAUUCAAUCCUCCAAAACACUGACGUACCUUCCCUGAGGUGGCAUGUUUCUUUGAAUUUCCCCUCCUCAGAUUUCAUGAAGACAUGGAAUGUAUUAACUACUGAAACGCUCAAGAAGUAUUCUAUGAGGUCUCUACCACUGAACUAUUGCUGGGCACAUGAGGGUGUUGUUAUAAUAUGCUUCACUUCAGGUACCACUGGAAGGCCAAAGGGAGUUACCUUGAGCCAUACUGCUUUGAUUAUACAAUCCCUAGCAAAAAUUGCGAUUGUCGGUUACGGUGAGAAUGAUGUUUAUUUGCACACUGCACCAUUGUGCCAUAUCGGUGGUCUUUCAUCAGCCAUGGCCAUGCUAAUGGUUGGAGGUAGCCAUGUCAUAAUACCUAAGUUUGAGCCUAAAUCAGCCCUCAAAGCCAUAGAGCGAUACGCAGUGACUUCUCUAAUCACAGUCCCUGCAAUCAUGGCUGAUAUAAUUUCUUUAAUCAGGCAGAAGGAAACUUGGAAAGGUAAGGAGACUGUGAACAAGAUAUUAAACGGAGGCGGGGGACUGUCAAUUGAGCUUAUCAAGGAUGCCACCUUAUUCUUCCCAAGAGCUAAGCUUUUCUCAGCUUAUGGGAUGACAGAGACAUGCUCUUCGCUAACCUUUAUGACACUCUAUGACCCAACAAUGGAAACCUCCAGUCAGCACCUUCAGAAAGUUGCAAAUACUAGAUAUACUUUGGUUCACCAAUCACAGGGUGUUUGUGUUGGAAAGCCUGCACCCCAUGUGGAAUUAAAGAUAUGUGUAGAUGGCUCUUCUCCUGUUGGAAGAAUUUUAACUAGAGGUCCACAUGUAAUGCUCAGAUAUUGGGGUCAAAUUCCAGAGAAGGCAUCUGACUCCAGCAAUGAAAGUUGGCUUGACACAGGUGAUGUUGGGUCCAUUGAUGAGUAUGGUAAUCUAUGGCUCAUUGGACGAGUAAAUGGUAAAAUUAAGAGUGGAGGAGAGAAUGUUUACCCCGAAGAGGUGGAAGCAAUCCUAUUACAACAUCCAGGAGUGAUUGUCAUUGUCAUUGUGGGAAUUCCAGAUGCUCGCCUGACAGAGAUGGUUAUUGCUUGUAUUCAGUUGAGAGAAAAUUGGUAUUGGUCUGACAAAAGCUUAAAACACUCAGCUGAAAAUAAAGGGCUAGUUUUAUCCGGUGAAAUUCUUCGGCACUAUUGCAGAGAAAAGAAUAUAACUGGAUUCAAGAUACCAAAGACAUUUAUUUUAUGGAGAAAACCGUUUCCAGUCACGACGACCGGGAAAGUAAAAAGAGACCAAGUUCGAAGAGAAGUUAUGUCUCACCUGCAAUCCUUGCCUAGCAGUCUGUGACUAUCUCACUUGUUUAGUUUUUGGUGAAAUCCCACCAUCCAUUGGUGUUUUGCGGCAAGAUUCGAUCGUCCCUUGGUAUUUUGCGGCGAGAUCCGACUGCCCCUUGGUAUUUUGCGGCGAGAUCCGACCCCGCCCUUGGUGUUUUGCGGUGAAAUCCGACUACCCAUGAUGGUCUACAAUGAGAUUCAACCAUCUGUUGCAGUCUUCCGGCAAGUUUUCAAAAAAGAAAAAUCAAACACAAACUCAAGAUUCCACAAAUUUUCACCUUGAGUUUGAGGGAAAAUGUUAGAGUACAUCAGGAGUUCAAGAAUCCAAGGUACAGUUGAAAAACUGUGACCUAUCUACAGUUAAAGUCUAUCACAUAGUCACAGUUAAAUACUAUUAUCUAGUUAUAGUUGAAGUCUAUUUGUAUUAUAUAAUUCUCCUAUAAAUAGGAGCAUCUUAUAUUGUAAACAUUACUCAAAGAAAUAAGAGCAAAAUGCAGCAAUGUGGGCUUUAUCCUAUGAACGUAGGUCAUAUACCAAACCACAUAA